AUGGAUACACCGAUGCGACUAAGACAGGUCCGCAUACCGCAGUCUGUCUCUCCAAAUCAGGAUUCAGGGUACGUCUUCAAAUUGGCCGGUGCCGCCAUCUCGUGGCAAUCUCGCAAACAAACCGCCGUCACCCUCAGUUCCAAACAUCUGGAGAGAGCGAAUACAUGGCACAAGCUCAUGCCAUACAGGAGUACAACGUUGAAGUGGCUUCUACUCCUACUGAGCGACAACCUCAUCAGUGACGUCAAAUCCUUAUUAAAGAUCAAGGAUAUGGGCGAUCCAACCAAGUUCCUAGGCUCGUACAUUACAAAGACUGAGCAUGAAGGCGAGUACAGCAUCGAACUCGAUCAAGCUCAAUAUGCUCGAGACCUGCUAUCAGUUGAAAGAAUGGAAGAUGCAAAGCCGACAAAAGUGCCGGCUACAAUUGGAACAACCCUUCCGAUGACGCAAGACGACAUCAACGAGGAACAACGCCGAAACGAUGAUGAGAUCGAGCAAUUGAGGUCUCGAGUCGGCAAAUUGGGAUGGUUGUCAUGA
Messenger RNA from Penicillium verhagenii, 537 nucleotides. RefSeq lists its product as uncharacterized. The coding region runs from base 1 to 537 and encodes 178 amino acids. The transcript has a single exon. NCBI's taxonomy places the organism in Eukaryota, Fungi, Ascomycota, Eurotiomycetes, Eurotiales, Aspergillaceae. The record is from RefSeq and is a predicted model, not a curated record.